AUGAAGGAGGGUUAUGAAGAAGAUAUACCGGAGAACAUGAGGAAGAUGGAUGAGGCGGAAAUAGCGAAACAACAGUUGGCACCGGACGAGGAGAUGGAGUCAUCAUCAUCAGACGAAGGUAGCAGCACCAAGAACGGUGAAGAAGAUGAUGACUUUACUCCGGGGUACAUCGGCCUGGGACUGACUGAGUUUAACAAACGAUUGCGGCGAAGGGAUUCGAAGGUAGACAAAGAAAAAUCAGUGGCCAAAGACAAAGAUAAACCUGAAACGAAGAAGGACAACGAAGAGGACUGCAUCACCAUCAGUGACGAUGAAGAAGUUCGAGAACCUUCAAAUUUCACAGCCGCUGCUGGGAUGGGAGCAAAUGAAUUUAAAUCAAAAUAUAGGUCUGUCCGUAGUCUGUUCGGUGAGGAUGAAGCCUGCUACAUCAUGGACGCCAAGGUUCAAGGGAAUAUUGGAAGAUAUCUAAAUGUAAGGGAAUGUACGAUAAGUACGAGUAAGGCUGCCAUCGAGAAAGAUGAAACAUUGACAAUAGAAUUAUUCAUCUUCAGUAUUUAA
Danaus chrysippus (African queen) is the source of this 558-nucleotide messenger RNA. NCBI's taxonomy places the organism in Eukaryota, Metazoa, Arthropoda, Insecta, Lepidoptera, Nymphalidae. The record is from the annotation of a GenBank genome assembly.